UUCAUGCAUUUAUUACGUAGUGUUUAACUAACCCAUUGUAUUCCUCCGGGUUUGAGCCCUAUAUAUAUAAUGCCGUUUCAAUGCAGUGCUUGGAAGCAUAGUAAGUGAAGUAAGAAUUAAACUUAGAAGCUUACUUACUACUAAAGAAAUGGGUUCUUCUCAAAAAUGGUUUUGUGUUACACUUCUUUUGUUGAGUGUGGUGAGUGUUGCUUUUGCUAAGAUUGAGACUGAAAGAUGGGGAAAUGAUGAUUGUCGCUUCGGUCGGAGAGGUUGUGGAUUCAGAGGGAGAGGAAUUGGGGGAGGUUUUGGCGGAGGACACGGUGGUGGUGGAGGUUUUGGAGGUGGAGCUGGGGGUGGUCUUGGCGGGGGAGGUGGAGUUGGUGGCGGAGGAGGUUUUGGUGGCGGUGGAGGUGGUGGUGUAGGAGGUGGUUCAGGUCAUGGUGGUGGUUUCGGAGCUGGUGUCGGUGGAGGAAGUGGUGGUGGACUUGGUGGAGGUGCUGGUGGCGGUGGCGGAGGCGGAGGAGGCGGUGGAGGUGGUGGUGGACUUGGAGGUGGAUCAGGUCAUGGUGGUGGAUUUGGCGGUGGUGUAGGCGGCGGUGCAGGAGGAAUAGGUGCUGGUGGAGGAGGAGGAAGUGGAGGUGGAGGCGGAGUUGGUGGUGGAUCAGGACACGGAGGAGGAUUCGGAGGAGGUGUCGGCGUUGGCGGAGGUGGAGUAGGUGGAGGUGCUGGUGGAGGAGGUGGAGGUGGUGGUGGAGGAGGUGGACUUGGUGGUGGAUCAGGGAGUGGAGGAGGAUUUGGUGGUGGCGUAGGAGGUGGAGCAGGAGGUGUUGGUGGAGGAGCUGGUGGAGGCGGUGGCGGAGGAGGAGGUGGCGGCGUUGGUGGAGGAUCAGGUCAUGGAGGUGGAUUUGGAGGUGGUGUAGGUGGUGGAGUCGGAGGGGGUGCUGCCGGCGGUGGAGGCGGAGGAGGUGGUGGUGGAGGCGGCGGAGGAGGCGGCCUCGGUGGAGGUUCUGGACAUGGAGGUGGAUUCGGCGGUGGAGUAGGUGGAGGAGCCGGUGGAGGUGUUGGAGGUGGUGGUGGAUUCGGAGGAGGCGGUGGUGGUGGAGUCGGAGGAGGAUCCGGUCACGGAGGUGGCUUUGGAGGAGGUGUAGGAGGUGGUGGCGGCCUUGGUGGUGGAGCAGGAGGAGGCGGUGGUGCCGGUGGAGGUGGAGGAUUCGGAGUAGGCGUCGGUGUUGGCGUUGGGGUUGGGAUUGGUGCUGGUGCCGGCAAAGGUGUCGGUGUUGGCAGUGGUUCCGGUGGCGGAGCAGGAGGUGGACGCUAAAAGAAAUAUGAAGUCGCCGACCGCCGUACCCGUGCAUCCUUUUUCAUGUUGGAUUUGAGGCAUAUUGAUAGUGUCAUUGUUGAAUUCAAUCUCCCCAAAUCCAAUCUGUACUUUUAUUUAUGUUCUUCUAUAUGUUAUCUUGGAUUUUGUGUCUAAUUAAUUAGAAGUGUCAAUAUGUAUGAGUAUCAUAUAAUCUGAUCGAUGAUACCAACACAAAGAUGAAAGUAAAGUCUCUAUGUAUGAUCAUUCACUUACAAAUUUUGGAACUAAAACUUAAUUUUCCCUGUCAUCGUUGUAUUUUAGCAUUAUGCUAUGGGUAUAAUUCGGCAACUUAAUAGUGUGGAUUUCCCAAUUCUUUAAGUUUGGAAUGUAUUGUUUGAUGAUUUCGAUCUGGCAUACGGAUAGAAAUUAUGUGCAUUCGUGUGAUAUUCUCAAGCAUUUUUGUUCUUCACUUCUUCUUGGCCCCGAAU
This is a messenger RNA of Oldenlandia corymbosa var. corymbosa, 1788 nucleotides long. The record is from the annotation of a GenBank genome assembly. NCBI's taxonomy places the organism in Eukaryota, Viridiplantae, Streptophyta, Magnoliopsida, Gentianales, Rubiaceae.